AUGGCCACAGGGACCCAGGCUCUGAACUUGAGGUUUCGGAAGGAUUGCAAUCAUCACCACAGGUGCUGUUGCAACAAAGAGCAGGACCUUUCUGAGGAGCUGCUGAACUGGAACGGUAUGCCCUCUGCGCUCUUGGAAGUCUCUAGAAAUCUGCAGCUCCCAAAUGUCAAGGUCGCUGAACCCUCCCAAUGCCGGGCCAGCCGGGAUGGGCCUCUCAAUUCGAGGGCUAUCUCUCCCUGGAGCUAUGAGUUGGACAGGGAUGAAAACCGGCUUCCCCAGGACUUGUAUCAUGCCCGCUGCCUGUGCCCUCAUUGCGUCAGCCUGAAUUCAGGCUACAACAUGGACCCCCGUGGGAACUCUGAGCUACUUUGGCACAACCAGACUGUCUUCUACCGGCGCCCGUGUCACAGUCAUGGCGAGCAGGCGGGAAGUGACUGUUAUUACCUGGAGCAGAAGGUCUACCCUGUCUCCUUUGCUUGCGUCUGCGUCCUGCCUCGGAUCAUGGCCUAG
Trichosurus vulpecula (common brushtail) is the source of this 510-nucleotide messenger RNA. It is a transcript of the gene IL25, whose product is annotated as interleukin 25. Gene Ontology annotation, molecular function: cytokine activity. Gene Ontology annotation, cellular component: extracellular region. Bases 1 to 510 code for a protein of 169 amino acids. The record is from RefSeq and is a predicted model, not a curated record. The transcript is spliced from 2 exons. NCBI's taxonomy places the organism in Eukaryota, Metazoa, Chordata, Mammalia, Diprotodontia, Phalangeridae.